This is a messenger RNA of Drosophila elegans, 809 nucleotides long. RefSeq lists its product as uncharacterized. The transcript has 4 exons. The record is from RefSeq and is a predicted model, not a curated record. The coding region runs from base 107 to 445 and encodes 112 amino acids. Lineage: Eukaryota; Metazoa; Arthropoda; Insecta; Diptera; Drosophilidae.
GACUCAUCGGACGUCUCACGUCACUAACUUGACGAUUUACCAUCUCUACCACAAAGCAAAACAAAACAAAGCUAUAUUUACAUCAAAACUUUGACAAUUGGACGAAAUGUCCUUCGAUGUCCUUGCCACGACGCACCCACCCAACCUUGGAUGCCCCAAAAAGGAUGUAGGAGGCACGCCCCAUCUCCGGCAGACCGGAGUCUAUUCCUGGUGGAUUAGGAUCGGCUCAUCUUUCCGCCCAAGAAACACUCAAGGCCAAUCUCAGACCGUCGCCCAGAUGAAAAGCGGUCAAAGCGGCAACAACCGAAGGGAAAUUUUUAGACGCUUAAUACUACAAGUGUCAGGCAAAAAUCGCCGCACGGCACUAAAUUGGAGGCGUUUGCCAACCGGGUCGCCUAAUCCUGAGGAGCUCCAAGGGAAAAGAAGGGACGUGCUGAAAAUUUAGUUGGACGCGCGGCCCGGGUUCGGAAUUAAGCCUCUAAUUUUAGAUUAGAUUUCACAAGUUCCUCGUCGGAUGUGGUUGAAACUGCAGCCAGAAUGCAAAAAUCGCUAGCGGCGAAAACCAGCGCGAGUCCGCACGGAGCCAAUUGGUCCGGAGGAUAGCGCAGCGUCCGCGUAAGAGGGGCCGGAGGCAGUGCGUCGGUGGACUUGGAGAUGACCACGUGGCCAGCGCGGGCAUUCGUUCCCGGAACGGACUCACCGAGGAAAUCUCCGUAUCUGGCCGUCUCGGAGGCAGUCGCUGUAGCUGCUGGCGCUGGAGGCUGCUGCGGCUGAUGCUGCUGUGGCUGAUGCUGCUGCGGCUGAUGCUG